AUGAAGCCACAUCAAAGCAAACCCAUCUCCAUUUUUUCUGUGCUCCUCUUGCUAGUUUUAUUCUCACAAUAUUCCACACCGGUCACUGCCCAAGAAGUUGAGGAUGAAAGAGAGUUCGAUUAUCUUCAGGGAAGCGGGAAGGGGCCAAAGCAGUGGGGAGAAAUGAAGAAAGAAUGGGCUGCGUGUAAGAAUGGAGGCAUGCAAUCCCCUAUUGAUUUAUCAAGCCAGAGAGUCAAGCUAAUCCCCAACUUGGGCAAGCUCAACACCGCUUACAAGCCUUGCAAUGCCACUGUCAAGAACAGAGGCCAUGAUAUUUCGAUUGAAUGGGUGGGCGAUGCUGGAUCCCUUAAGAUAAAUGGGACUGAGUAUUUGCUAAAACAAUGCCACUGGCACUCCCCUUCCGAGCAUUCCAUCAAUGGAAGGAGGUAUGACAUGGAGCUCCACAUGGUUCAUCUAAGCCCCGAUCCCAACGUUACGAAUAAGAUCGCUGUCGUCGCAGCGCUAUUCAAGAUCGGCCGCCCAGAUUCCUUCCUCUCUAAGUUGACAAGGGAUAUAAAAUCCAUGACUGAUCAAAAGGAAGAGAGAAGUGUGGGAAUAAUUGACCCUAACAAAAUUAAAAUCCCUGGGAAAAGCUAUUACAGAUACAUGGGCUCACUCACCGUUCCUCCUUGCACCGAAGGCGUUAUUUGGACCAUCAAUAAAAAGAUAAGAACAGUCUCAAGAGAUCAAGUAAAGCUAUUUCGAGUGGCUGUGCAUGAUUAUGCAGAGACGAAUGCGAGGCCAGUACAACCACUCAACCUUCGAGAGAUCCACGUCUAUGACCAAGGCGCAAGGAGCACGAAUAAUUGA
Messenger RNA from Prunus armeniaca (apricot), 849 nucleotides. The record is from the annotation of a GenBank genome assembly. Lineage: Eukaryota; Viridiplantae; Streptophyta; Magnoliopsida; Rosales; Rosaceae.